Cladocopium goreaui is the source of this 3618-nucleotide messenger RNA. The record is from the annotation of a GenBank genome assembly. NCBI's taxonomy places the organism in Eukaryota, Dinophyceae, Suessiales, Symbiodiniaceae.
CUUCGGAUGCCAUGGUCGAGACGGAGCGCCGCCGUUUCUCGGGCGAGGCCGCUGGUGAGGCGCGACGACGGAGCGCCACCACAGAGGGAUGCCGACGAGGUCGCAGCCCCCGACGCGCCGAGCCCAACAUCAGCAGCAGAGUCUCCAAGACGAAGACCUUGUUGAGUCAAUUGGAGCGGCAGAAAGUGCGCUUGCGUCAGGAGUUCAAAGGCUGGAGGAAUUUGCUGCAAGCCGAUGGAGACGGCAGUUGCCACGGAAAACCAGAACUGGUAGCUCUGGAGCCCAUCAUGGAUGAGGGUGGCGAUGGGAGCUCCAGCCAUCGACAGCAAUACAGAGCCCAUUUGCAGCUUCAACAAGACUUGGGGCUACACACCUGGAGCACAGAGCCGUUUACACUAGACGAACUCUUGAGGAUUGUCGUGCGAACACGGGCAGCUUCUGCGACCCGAUGGUGUUUGGCAGACAAGGCAAAGUGGCAGAGCAUCCUGCAUGCAGAAACCAGGACAGUGUCCAACUUACUCUGGACCUUCUCCUCGUUUGCUCUUUGUGCUGUCAAGGCUUUGGUGUUUUGGUCCUCCCUUUGCUGGGGCACAUGGCUAUUGGCCACUCUCUUGAGGCCAAGUGUGGAUUGGGGGCUGCAACAUCUUGCAAAGACGUUCGAAGUUGAUACCCCCAUUGCACAGACUUUUGCUCCCUUCGACCUGCUCACGCUGCUGACCCUUUUCCUGGCAAUGGGGAUAAUGGCUCUAGGAACUCUUCUGACUGCAGGUCUCACAGAGGUUUCCUUCCUGCCUGCAAAGGCCAUCCUUAGCUUAGAACAUAAGGCAGAAUCUGAAAAGGUCCGGGAACAGCUGGCGAUUUUGCUUCGAAGUGAUUGCGUCCGAAACCUGGACAUCUGCAAUUUUCUGUCCUUGGGUAUGGCAACAUAUUUCAACUCAUCGGAGACGCAUAAAGAGGGACGCUGCUUCGUCAGACGCCACGAGACGGCAGAGGAGUACUUCACAAAACGUCGCCGACAGCAUUGUUCCAUUUGCUGCAUACGCUGCGACUUCCGUUUGCAGCUCCGGCAUCAAAACCUAAGUCUUCAAGAACGUUGGCUGGUCUUGCGAAAAGAUGGUAUCGCCCUAUUCUCGUCCUUGAUCGACUCAGAUCCGACGGAUAUGCUGUUCUUUGACACUAACUUCGCUCUUUUUCGGGAUGAGGAGGACCACGUGCUGGUGAAGGGAGCAGGUUGGGUUUUGGAGCUCUCCUUUGACGAUCAGAGCUAUCAACGCAGACAGAUGAGCGCGCAAGGCUGGUGCAAUGCUAUAACCCUCACGGCGCAGCUCUCGGCCCGUACCAGGCAGCAGCGCUAUGGUGCCUUUGCCCCGGUGAGAAUGCCGGCCGCACCCAAAGAAGGGGACCGGCACUUGCUCCGACAAUGCUUCACUCGAUACCUGAUCAACGGCAAUGCAAUUUUCCGCGCAGUGGCUGAGGCAAUCCUCUUGGCAAGGCAUGAAAUCUUCAUCCUGAGUUUCUUCUUGAGUCCUUACAUCGAAUUAGUACGAGAUGGUCGGCCACUGCCAGAUGUGAGCGAUUCGAAAGUCUCUACUCUACUGAAGUUUGCAGCAGACAGGGGUGUCCGUGUAUAUGUGCUGCUGUAUCACGAGACCAUGAACCUCGUCCCCAACGACUCAGAGUAUGCAGAAGCAGAGUUGAAGCAUCCAAACAUCUUUGUGAUGAGACACCGCAGCCGCUUCAAUAGCAACUUGCUGUGGACUCAUCAUGAGAAGGUGGUGGUAGUUGACCAACAACUGGCCAUCGUGGGCGGCCUGGACUUGUGCAUCGGUCGCUAUGACGACUGGCAGCAUUGCAUCACCGACCCCACAGCUGCCACCUGGCAGGGCCAAGAUUACUACAACCCGCGCAUCAAAGAUGUGAAGGAGGGACGUUUGCAAAAAGAUUUGCUGCAGCGAGUGGACCAGCCCCGGCUGCCGUGGCAAGACAUUGCCUGUGAGCUGCUGGGUCGCCCCGCACGCGACGUGGCUCGCCAUUGCGUCGAACGAUGGAACCAUGCCAGGUUCAUCAACUCAAUUUACGACCACUUCCCGCUGGCCAUGCUGCGACGAAAGGUUGCCGUCAGCAACGAACAGAUGCUGCUGCUGCCACGGGAAAGCUGCCAGAAGCAGUGGCCCCAGUGGCCCCCGGAGAAAGGACCUUGGCAGGAGUCCCGUGCACAGGUGGUACGUUCUGUGGGCCGCUGGAGUGCAGGCACCAAGACGGAGUCCUCCACGCACCAAGCGUAUUGCGACCUGAUCCAAGACUCCAAGCAUUUCAUCUACAUUGAAAAUCAAUUCUUUUGCUCUGGCUUGGAAGGCGAUAGCCAAAUCGGGAACCGGGUUUUGGAAGCGCUCUUCCGACGAAUCGUCAAGGCGCAUGAACAGCGUGACGGACGAUUUCACGUGGUCAUUGUGCUGCCAUUGCUCCCUGCUUUGGAGGGGCCCUUGUGCCAGGCAAAUGCCGGCUUGCCAGUCUUUCGGGUGAUGCACGCUCAGUACUGCACCUUGAGAGGUUUACGGUCGCAGCUGCGUGCCAGGGAUAUCGAUGAGACCAAGUACAUCUCCAUUUUUGGCCUUAGGACCUACGGCUUUUUGCCGGAUUUGGGUCCUGCAACAGAGCAGAUCUACAUCCAUUCAAAGGCAAUGGUGGUUGAUGAUGAAGUAGCACUUGUGGGGAGCUCCAACAUCAACGACAGAUCCUUGCUGGGCAUGAGGGACUCAGAGGUGAACCUGGUAAUCCAAGACGAUGUGCUGGGCAGUACAGCUGCCAGUAGCUUUGGUGGCUUCAGAGGAGGUACAGCUGCAAAUUUGCGCAAGGCUCUAUUCGUACAACAUUUGGGACUUGAAAAGGAAAAGUUGGACGAGGGAUUUGACAACCUCAAGAAGGAUGGUUGGGUCGUGGAACUGAGACGUUUGGCGCGCCGAAACACAGAGAUCUACGAAGAUUUGUUUGGGGCGCUGCCUUCGGACAAGGUUCAGACCUGGCAGCAGCUGGCGGCGUGUCAGCGACAGGUCACACUGAAUGCAGACUUUACCAAAAUUCCUUCAGAAGAUCAUGCGCGGAAACCCAACGAAGAGAGCCAACUUCUGACAGAGUGAGACCAGUUUUGAUAUUUCUCCUCCAAGCUAAGCCGCAUUUCCACUUGAUGAUUGGGAAGGUUGAUCUCCUCAAGCGUUAAGCCAAUAGAAAGAAGUCCUUAGGGAAGUUCAAGGAUACUUGGUCGAAUUUCCCUUGGAGUUCCUUCAGCAAGAGGAUCUCACUCCCUCCGUGAUGGGCGGCCUGUUGGGUCCUGUCUUCACGUGAGCAGUGACAGGUGGUUUCGAUUGCCUGAGACCCAUCAAAUGGGAGGUUUGUCGAUACCAAACUGUUUGAAGGAACCAUUUUGAAAACCAUACAACAUGUGCAUAGCAGCAACGCUUAGGUUGACUCUGGAAUGCUCUUCGGGAAGCAUUCUGCUAUUCCCUGCACGUUGCCCUGAUGGGCCCUACGUCCAUGCACAAUUAAGUUUAUUGACGUUUAUCGUAUCGAUGUACAGCCCGAGUUUGAAACACAUUUUUUGCGCAUGAAAUCUUCUGAAAA